AUGACCUGGGACCAAAGCCAACAUUGUGCAAUCUCGGAGUAUGAGCGGGACGUUGACUUGGACCAGCAAGUGAAGAAGGAUGAUAAUGAGUGGAUUGAGAAGCUCCUUGCAGCCGAGCAGGCUUCUCCAGAAUUUGAGGGCACCAUCACAAUUGACCUGUCAAUGCCAGCUGCAAAGGAUAUGGAUGACGGGGCUACGGUCGGAAGCGCGGCAAAUAUGGCAGCACUAUUGGAGAACAUGAAAUCCGAUGUCAACGACCUUUGCUCGGAAUUAGAGACUGCAGCAGAAAAACUGGCUCAAGCUAAGGAUGCGGAGGCUGCCAAGGAUGCUUGUAUCCUUGAAUUGAAGGCCAAAAUGGCGGAACAAGCAUCAGUCACAGGCAAGCACCGUUCGUCAAGCCCCUCCUCCAGCAAGGCCACAUCAUCGGCUGACCACCAACGGUCCCGUCAUGCAAGGUUGCGGCGUUUGACGGAAGGCCAAGGUCAAAAUCUACGCAACCAACACACAUCCAGCCAGGUGGCCCACUCCUCGCUGGAUGCUUAUUUAAACUCUCUCCCUCUCGGUAACUACUUCGGCAAUGACUCAUGUCAGAAGUCUCCUUGCGUUACCCAGGUCCUUUUCCAAAAUGUUCAGGGUCUUCCAUUUCCUGUGACACAUGAUAAACAGAAAGGGCUCUUCAAGUGUUGGACGGAUGAGAGAGUGGGUAUUGCAUUGCUGGCUGAAGUUAACCUUCAAUGGUCAGCAGUGCCCAGAGGACACAAGUGGUUUGAUCAGGUCAAGUCCUUCACUAACCAGGGACAUUUCUCUUCAGUAUCUUACUACGAACACCAGGAGUUUCCAACUCCCUCGGCACAUCAAUGGGGCGGAUGUUCUGCUACAUUACUCCACAAGGUCGCGCGCCGUGCAAAGUCAGGCGGCAAAGAUGAGACAGGGCUAGGCAGGUUCUCUUGGAUCAAGAUCCGGGGCAGGGACAUCCGACAACAGGAGUCUCAGACUGAUGGGCCCCCGGCUGGUCCUUUAGAUCUUGUGGUGGUCUCUGCAUACCGUCCGAACAAGGAAGGUACCAAUGCUGGUAGUGUUUGGAACUACCAACGGAAUUACUGGCUGAGCAAGGGAGUGACCAUGGAUCCCCGUGACAAGCUCACACUGGAUUUGGUGGACCUGAUCAAACAAUGGAAGGCGGCAGGGUGUGAGAUUCUCCUUGGGUUAGAUGCAAACAAAGAUGUCUCCUACAACUCUCCCUCUUCCUUCCGCCAAGAGAUGCGGUCAGAAGGUCUUACUGAGGCCAUCUUACACCGACAUCAGGGCCCUUACCCAGCGACAACCCAAAGUUGGAUGACGGAUACUCCCAUCAAUGGUAUAUUUGUGACCAACGGCGUCCGUGUCACUGCAGGUGGGUACUUGGACUUUCAGCAUUAUUUUAAGCCGGACCACAGGGGACUCUGGAUUGACAUUGACCUGGAAGCGACUCUGGGGACCCCACCGGUGACCUCUCCUUCCUUCCAACCAUGUCGGUUGACACUGGCUGAUGGCCGAUCUGUGGACCGCUAUAUUAAGGCUGCGGAAGCGGGCUACCGGCAUUUUCGCCUUCUUCAACGCUUGACCCAAUUAGCGGAGGAUAUUUCGCUCCAGGACGGUUACCCUACGGCGAAUCAGCAAGAUCGAUUCAACACCAUUCAUCGCCAGGCCUAUGAGAUCCGCCAAAAGGCUGAGCGCAACUGCCGGAAACUGUCAAUGGGUAAGGUUCACUGGUCACCACAAAUGCAGCAGAAAUGGGAUAGGUUGCACCUUUACCAGCUCCUGAUCUUGGGCCAUAGACAGGUCAGGACUAGUUCACGGAAGGUCCGGCGUUUGUUGAAGAAGACCGGGCUGACAGAUGCAUGGAAAUUGUCAGAAGCUGACCUGAGGCAAAGAACAUCAAGACUACAAAGAGGUCAAGCGGAAGCGUGCCCAUCAGUGGCGCCUGGAAUAUCUGGAGACCCAAUUGGCAGCGGUCCAGAGAGCCAAGAAGGGCAACAUCAAAGCUUGUACCAGACGGACUCGAGUCCAGCGGAUGGCACAAAGGAAGAGACCUGA
Cylindrotheca closterium is the source of this 2076-nucleotide messenger RNA. The record is from the annotation of a GenBank genome assembly. NCBI's taxonomy places the organism in Eukaryota, Bacillariophyta, Bacillariophyceae, Bacillariales, Bacillariaceae.